CACACCGCUCGCUGCCCCACCGCUGCCUCUGGCCUGGCGCGGCCCUCACAUCCAGCCCGCUCCGCAGCUUCUCUCCGCCGCGGCGCGCACAGCAUGCCUCAGCGCGCACAGAAGACGCUGCCCAGCACGCCCGGGCCCUCCACCGCCAGUGGCAGCGGCUCCGGCGGCGCCCACGGCGGCGGCGGCAGCGGCCAUGGGCACGGCACACCGGCGCCCGACGAGGCGCCGCUCAUCGCCGCUCCGGGCACGUACGGCAUCGCAGACGUUAUCGUCGGCUGCAAGAUCUUCGUCGAGAAGCCCGACCUCGCCACGGCCGAGGUGGAGCAGCGCCUGGCCGAGAUCCUCUCCGUGCGCGAGCGCCCCAAGCCGCGCCGCCUCGGCGCCGGCGCGGCGGCCGCGCGUGCCGAGGACGAGGCCCGCCCGGCAGAGGAGAAGCUGGAGUACUACGUGCACUAUGCCGAGUUCAACAAGCGCCUGGACGAAUGGGUCUCGGGCAAGCGCCUCAUCUUCACGCGCGAGAUGACUUGGCCCAAGCCCGUGGCGCCAGCGGCUCCACCCGGCACCGGCACUGGGCGCAAGAAGACGGCGCGGCCGAGUGUCUCUGGAACGCCGGGCACUCCAGGCACGCCGAGCGCAGCGCCCUCACGCACGGCGAGCAGCAACCUGCUCAAGAAGGCCGCCAUGGCGGCCGCGAGCCAGACGCAGGAGUCGCUCGACGGCAGCAGCAGUGUCGCUACGCCAGGGCCGCUCCGUGCGGCUGCCAGCGCGCCGUCGCCGCAAACGCCGUCGCGCGGCAGCAGCAGUCCGGCGCCCAUGACGCCCGGCGCCGACGGCGACGUGGAGAUGGACGACGGCGACACGACGCACGGCGGCGUCGGCGAGCACGCCGCCGUCGUCACCGUCGAGAUGGUGGGCGAGACGAGCGAAGCCAACGCGGAAGAGGCCGGCGAGGCGGCGUCGGUCAACCGCGAGCUGCAUCCCAACGCGCGGCCGGGCGUCAAGCAGCCCGGCACGUUCAGCAAGGCGGCCGAGAUUGAGAAGCUGCGCACGUCGGGCAGCAUGACGCAGUCGGUGCACGAGGUCUCGCGCGUCAAGAAUCUGAAUCGCAUCCAGAUGGGCUCGCACGAGAUCGAGACGUGGUACUUCAGUCCCUACCCGAUCGAGUUCGCCCACGUCGACACGCUCUACGUGUGCGAGAUGUGCCUGUGCUACUUUCCGACGGCCUUCAUCAUGGCACGCCACCGCAAGAAGUGCGGCAUCGUGCAUCCGCCGGGCAACGAGAUCUACCGGCACGAGGACAUCAGCUUCUUCGAGAUCGACGGGCGCCGGCAGAAGACGUGGUGCCGCAACCUGUGUCUGCUAAGCAAGUGCUUCCUCGACCACAAGAGCGUCUACUACGACGUCGACCCCUUCCUCUACUACGUCAUGGCGCAGCGCGACGAUGCCGGCGCCCACAUCAUCGGCUACUUCUCCAAGGAGAAGGAGAGCGCCGAGAACUACAACGUGGCGUGCAUUCUGACGCUGCCGCAGCACCAGCGCGCCGGCUUCGGCAAGCUGCUCAUCGAGUUCAGCUACGAGCUGACGAAGCGCGAGCACAAGCUCGGCAGUCCCGAGAAGCCGCUCUCGGACCUGGGCCUGCUGGGCUACCGCGCCUACUGGGCCGAGACGAUCGUGGAGCUGCUGCUGCGCACUGAGGAGGAGAUCUCCAUCGACGAGAUCGCCAACCGCACGGCCAUCGUCCACGCCGACAUUCUGCACACCUGCACGGCGCUAAACAUGCUCAAGCACUAUCAGGGCAAGCACUACCUCGUGCUCAACGACAUUGUGCUGCAGAACCACGAGAAGCAGAUGAAGAAGAAGCGGCGGCGCAUCGUGCCCGAGCGGCUCAACUGGGAGCCGCCGCGCUUCACUCGCGAGCAGCUGCGCUUCGGCUUCUGAGCCUGCCGUGCCUCACUCCUGCUCCAGCUUUCUCUACGCCGACCGUUCCUGGACAUGCCUCUCACCGUCACCGUCGCCUUGCUCGCUGUAAGCCUAGUUGUAAUCUAUCCGUUGCUGCU
Tilletiopsis washingtonensis is the source of this 2057-nucleotide messenger RNA. RefSeq lists its product as hypothetical. The record is from RefSeq and is a predicted model, not a curated record. NCBI's taxonomy places the organism in Eukaryota, Fungi, Basidiomycota, Exobasidiomycetes, Entylomatales. Gene Ontology annotation, molecular function: histone acetyltransferase activity. The coding region runs from base 94 to 1938 and encodes 614 amino acids. The transcript is spliced from 4 exons. Gene Ontology annotation, biological process: regulation of DNA-templated transcription.